This is a messenger RNA of Physella acuta, 1012 nucleotides long. RefSeq lists its product as uncharacterized. The record is from RefSeq and is a predicted model, not a curated record. Lineage: Eukaryota; Metazoa; Mollusca; Gastropoda; Physidae.
AUGUUAACUGGAAAUCUGACAGUUCAAGUCAAUGAACCCAUUGUGAAUGAGUUGGUAGAUGUUAUUGUAAAGACUGAAAAGAGACUUUCGGCUAAUGAAGAAUUAGUUAAAGAAGUGGCAAAGAAGACAAAAGAGCUGGAAAACAAAACAGCUGUGUUAGAGAACUGCUGCUAUAAUCAGAACAAACGGGUGGAUUCUCUGGAAACUGUGGUUGGAUAUCUGGAAGCAGAGACCAUCCAAUUAAGGAACGAGCCUACGCAAACUGAAAGUGGUGAUUGGACACUGACGUUUCAUGGUACAGCUUACGUAGGAAAAUCUGUCAACGCCGCCUUUCAUGACGCCACUGGGAUCCCGAGUGAUGUAGAACCCGGAUGUAAACAGGUCACCGCCCCCCUACCCUGCAACAACCACUACAGGAACUCCGAAGUCUUCGACAACUGGGACAGAGUUAAGGAGGUCGCCUUCAUCGUGUACUCCAACUACACCAGAGUGGGCGACAUUUUGUUUGACGGUCAAGACUCUACCUCCAUCAGCUGGUUCAACAAGUCCAGAGUUCUGUUCACCACUUGGAAACAAAUCAAGACAGACGCCACCAACUACUUCUCCAUUGAAGGGGACGUCAGGCCAGAACUGACCAGGACCUUCUUCAUCAACAGUAACUACAAUGGAUGUCCAGAAGACAAAGGCUGGUUCGUCGCCGUGGACAGAACCAACGGUAAUUGCCCUUGGGAACAGAACGUUCCUGGUUUUCAAAUAUUCCAGGCAGAAUGAACCUCAGAACUGGACCAACGGCGAUGUGACUAUUGCUGACAUGUUUGCCGUCUUCAUCAAGUACUACAGCACAGCUUAAUGUGCUAAAAUUUUAAAUUACGACACUGAAUAAUGUAGUAUCUAUAACUACUAAAACAGUGUCGUUAUGUAAUGUCUACUCGGUGAAAUUAAGAUGGAUACAUCAGGUGUUAUAUGUGUGCCUGAUAGUCUCUGAUAUUUCUAUUUCCACUUUAACAAUAUU